AUGGAUAUCUCAGUGCUGUGGCUCUACGUGCUCCUCGUGUCCGUUCUGCUGCUCUUCCUGGUGCCCACUGCCGAGUCUACCGUGCUCCUUUGGGCCUGCUUAUACCGGCUGCAGAUCUGUCCCUUCGUUACCACCACCACCACCAAAUAA
Molecule: messenger RNA, 150 nt
Organism: Drosophila rhopaloa
Lineage: Eukaryota; Metazoa; Arthropoda; Insecta; Diptera; Drosophilidae
Exons: 1
Coding region: 1-150 (49 amino acids)
Source: RefSeq, a predicted model, not a curated record